AUGAGCGACCGCGAGGUAGUUGCGCCGGUAACCGGAACAAUCAGCGAACUCUUUCACAUCCCAGGAGACCUGGUCCAACCGGGUGACCAACUUUUUACCCUGAGAUUAGCAAGCGAAACGCUCCAGCAAGCGCAGACCGAGCUGUUCAAGGCGAACGAGAAUAUCAAGCUCGCCCAAGCCAGGCGUGACCGGCUAGCAGGUGCAGGGGAAGGGAUUCCGGGCUCUCGUAUUAUCGAGAUCGAGAGUGAGAUUGCUCGGUUUCAGGUCGCGGCUCAGGGAUAUCGCCAAGAGUUAGCCAGUCGCGGCCUGUCUCCCGACGCCAUCCGUGGCGUGGCUCAGGGCGACCUAUUGAGCGAACUAUCAAUCGUCGCCCCACCUCUGGAAGCACGGCUGGGCACUCUCGAUGAAAACGAAGACAAGCCGCUUGGCUACGAACUCCAGCAACUGCUAGUCGAACGAGGCGAGCAAGUCCAAGCCGGCCAAACGCUCUGCCACUUGUCGAACCACCAGUCGCUAGCCAUUGAGGGUCGGGCGUUUCGAGACGAAGCGUCUCUCCUUGAACGGAGUGUGCGAGAUGGGUGGCCGGUCGAGGUCGAUUUCCAGGAAGAAUCGGAAACGGAUUGGCCCCCCACCCUCCGCGAGAUUCCGAUCCGCUACAUCGCUAACACCAUCGACCCCGAAACGCGCACCUUCGGCUUCAUGCUGCCGCUGGAGAAUCAGCACAAGCUCAUCCGGCACGACGACCAUACACGGCUCCUCUGGCGAUUUCGGCCAGGACAGAAAGUCCGACUUCGGGUGCGAGUCGAGCGUCUCGACGGAGUUUUUAACUUGCCGGCCGACGCCUUGGUAAUGGAAGGCGCCGAGGCAUUCGUCUUCACGCAGAACGUCAACACGUUCGAGAAGGUCGAAGUACGCGUGCUGCAUCGCGACCAGAAACGCGUCGUACUCGCCAACGACGGCGCUCUCGCAACGUACGCCAAAGGCGACCAGCAGAAGACGCUCGCCGCGGUAGCGCAAACGGCUGCCGUACAACUCAACCGCAUGACAAAGACCAGCUCCAACGACCUGCCCGAGGGCUAUCACAUCCAUGCGGACGGCAGUCUCCACAAAAACGAAGACGAGGAAGUCGAAACCCUCGUGACGCAUCCCAUUGAAACGGCGCUACUAGGAGCGUCAGGCGUCGAGGCGGUGCGGAGCCAGUCGAGCCAGGGGAUGAACGUCAUCUACGUCGAGUUCGGCUGGCGAACCGAGAUUCGCUACGCCCGGCAGGUCGUGAUGGAGCGGCUCGCCACGGUCCCGAUGCCCGAAGGCAUCCGGCCGCAAAUGACCCCACCCGCUUCAAUCAUGGGACAGAUUCUGCAUGUUGGUGUCCAUCACCGCGAGGGGCCGCAAGGAGGCCGGCUUACGCCGAUUGGCGACACGGGAUUGUUGGCUGAACUGGCCGAGAACGGUUCGUUCACCGUUUGGAAACCGGCCGACCGUGAUGUGCCCGAAAAUUGGAAAAAGGUUCCCCACGAAAGGCUAACUCUUAGGGGGACGCAGGAACGCCCGACGGCGGCAUUCACGGUAGCAGGCAAUCCGCAUGUGGUCACCUUCCCCACGCCGCUUGAGGAGCGGAUGGACCUGCGGACCACGACCGAUUGGUUGAUUCGACCGCGUCUUCUCAAGCUGCCGGGCAUUGCCGAAGUCAUCAUCAUGGGGGGCGAUGUCAAACAGUAUCAGGUGCUGAUCGACCCGAUCAAGCUGCAAGAGUACGACGUUACGCUGCAAGAUGUAGAGAGGGCGAUUCGGGAGAACAACCUGAACACCAGUGGCGGCUUUCUCAAAGAGGGCCAGAGCGAACGACCGGUUCGCGUCAUCGGGCGGCUCGGCCCGCUGCCCGCGCAGGUGAUCGACGACCUACUCAAAAUUCCCGUCAAAGUGAAUGCAGCACGGGCCGUCUUGCUCUGGCAUGUGGCCAACGUGCAAGAAGGCCCCGCGCCGAAACGGGGCGACGCCAGCAUCGACGGCAACGCCGGGGUGGUAAUCACAAUCGUCAAACAGCCGCACGCCGACACGCGUGAGCUUACCGACUUGGUCAAGCAGGCGCUGCGAGAGACGAAAGCGACCCUCCCCGCAAACGUGGUCGUCAAUCUUGACCUCUUUCAGCUCAAGAGCUUCAUCGAUCGCGGGAUUUACUACGUCGAGGAGGCGCUGGUUAUCGGGGCUGUGCUCGUCGUGAUCGUGCUGUUCCUGUUCCUGCUGAACCUGCGCACGACCUUCAUUACAUUGACAGCGAUCCCGCUUUCGCUCGUCGUGACGACGCUCGUGUUUCGCCUGAUUGGUUUCCUGAGCGGGACGGAACUAUCUAUCAACGUCAUGACGCUCGGCGGCAUCGCCGUAGCGAUGGGCGAGUUGGUCGACGACGCUAUCGUCGAUGUCGAGAACAUCUUCCGUCGCCUCUCGGAAAACAACGCGCUGGCCAAGCCCAAGCCCGCCAUCGUCGUUGUCUACGAAGCGAGCCGAGAGAUUCGGUCGGCUAUCGUCUUCGGCACGGCGGUCGUGAUCCUAGCUUUUCUGCCGUUGUUCGCCCUCUCGGGGGUAGAAGGACGGCUCUUCAUCCCUUUGGGAUUGGCGUACAUCGUGUCGAUCCUAGCGUCGCUGGUGAUUUCGCUGACGGUAACGCCAGUCUUGUCCUAUUACCUAUUGCCGAACUCGGCAGCGACCCACCGGCACGGGGACGGGUUCUUGCUACGGACGCUCAAGUGGCUGGCGGGCUACCUGAUUCGUUUCAGCAUGCGAAACGCGACUGCUUUGUUGCUGCUGACAUGGACGCUGGCCGGAUUCAGCGUAUGGCAGAUAACACAGAUGGGCGCGGACUUCCUGCCGAAAUUCGACGAAGGCAGCGUGCAGAUCAACGUCGGAUUGCCAGGUGGCUCGUCGCUCAAGGCGUCGAAUGAUGUUGCCCAGGUCAUCGACCGCAAGCUCAGGGCGAUGCAGAAGACGCCCGACAACCCCGAUGGCCCUGUUGUCCAUUUUGCCCGCCGCACCGGUCGAGCAGAACUCGACGAGCACGCCCAGCCGGUGAACGUCGGUGAGUAUAUCCUGACGAUGAACCCCGAGUCGGGCGUUGGCCGCGACGAGUUUCUGGCUACGGUGAUUGCCGAACUAAAAAGCGAAGCGCCGGGCGUGGAGAUCGACGCCGAACAGCCCCUUUCGCACCUCAUCAGCCACAUGCUCUCGGGCGUGAACGCUCAGGUCGCGGUGAAGAUAUUUGGCAGCGACCUCGACAAGCUUCGUCAACUUGCCGAGCAAGCGCGGGACGAACUGAAGCAAAUUGAGGGCGUCACACCGCCGAUCGUUGAUCCGCAGCAGCGUGUGGACGAAUUGCAAGUUGUCCUCCGCCCGGAUGACCUGUCGGUCUAUGGGCUGAGCCGAGCGUACGUUGCCGAGUUCGUCCAGACGGCGCUCAAGGGCGAAGCGAUCUCCAAAGUUCUCGAAGGGCAGCGGCGGUUUGACUUGGUGGUCCGUUUGCAGGAGCCCUACCACUCCGACCCUGAUUUCCUCAAGGAGCUGCGACUCGAUCUUCCAUCAGGAAAAGGCCAGGUACGGCUGAAAGACGUAGCCGACUUCCCAGCGGCGGCGAGCGGCCCCAACUUAGUCAACCGCGAGAACGUGCAGCGCAAGCAGGUCGUCCGCUGCAACGUCGCGGGCCGUGACUUGGCGAGCGCCAUCGUCGAGAUCGAACAGCGAGUCAGGCAACGGCUCGAUCUGCCACCAGGUUACUUCAUCGAGUUCGGUGGGCAGUUUGAAGCGCAACGUUCGGCCACGCUGAUGAUCACCGGCCUCGCCGCGGUGUCACUAGCGGGCAUCUUUGUCGUGCUGAUGAUGCUGUAUCCUUCGACACGCAUCACGCUCCAAAUCCUAAACGCCGUGCCAACGGCGUUCAUCGGUGGGGUGCUGGCCCUCAUUGUGACGGACCAAACGCUGACAGUGGCUGCCCUGGUAGGCUUUGUGUCGCUCAGCGGCAUCGCCGUCCGCAACGGCAUCUUGCUGGUGACGCAUUACUUCCACCUGAUGAAGGAGGAAGGCCAGCCUUUCUCCCGCGAGACAAUACUGCGUGGCAGUUUAGAGCGGCUCUCACCGGUCUUGAUGACCGCCCUGACGGCGGGAAUUGGUUUGCUGCCGCUCGUGCUGGGGGGGCAAAAGCCCGGCCUGGAGAUCCUCUACCCGGUUGCGACCGUCAUCACCGGCGGGCUGGUGACGUCGACCUUUUGCGAGUUCUUGCUGCACCCCGGUUUGUUCUGGAAGUUCAGCGGCAAGGAUGCGGAGCGCCUCGUUCAGAGCGAAGGAACCGAAGACGACUUGUUGCGGGCCGCGUGA
Ostreobium quekettii is the source of this 4362-nucleotide messenger RNA. The record is from the annotation of a GenBank genome assembly. Lineage: Eukaryota; Viridiplantae; Chlorophyta; Ulvophyceae; Bryopsidales; Ostreobiaceae.